UUUCUUUCCCCCAACAAAAUCUGUACACUCCACAACAAAAUUCUUUCUAAAGAUAAGCGUUUUACUUUUUGUAAGGAAAAAGUACCAUAGGUACUUGCCUACAGUUAAAAUGGAUCUUGGUUUAGAAUUUGACGAUGAAGAUUUUGAAUCGAAGAAAGAGAAUGAAAAUGACAAGAAGAAAUCAUACAAUGCAAAAGUUUGUAAUGAAUUUUGGUACAAAACUGCAACACCAGAACCAGAAAAUGCUGGCAUUGUUUACAAAUUCAGGGGGGAUAAUAUGUACCAUCAGAAACAGUACACAGAGGCGAUAGACUCAUACAAAGAAGGACUAGAUAGCUUACCUGCGAACAAUAAAACAUUAAGACAAGACAUUAUGGAAUGUUUGGCAAGAUGUUAUCUUCAUACAGAGAAAUAUGCAGAAGCUUUAGAUAUAGCUCAACAAUUGGUAUCUGAUGCCAAAUCUCCUGAUCAAAUCAUGCAAACAAAUUUACUAUUAAGUCAAAUACAGGUCAAGAUGCAAGAUACUGAAGGAUUAGAAGAAAGUUUGAAGCACUUGCUGACAAUGCAUCCAUUUACCUACAGUUUAUGGAUAAAAUUAGGUCACUGCUACCUAACUAAGAUUGAACAAAAUAAUCACAACUCAGAAUAUCUCAGGAUGAAAAGAUUGUCAUGUAUUAUCAGAGCCAGGUUGCUACUGAUAAAUAUAAUAAGAAAUUCUAGUUCAUUCUUCAAAGCCAAACUGACCAACAUACUGAAGGAGACAGAAAAGCAGCAAGCCGAAUUUGAUGUACCUGAUCAUAUUAUUUCAACAGCUUCCAAGUACUUGAAAGAAGAUUUAUGUCAAAAUCAGGAUGAAGAGGAUGAAAGUGAUGAAAGUCAAACAGGGGACAAAGAUAAACCAGUUUUGAUUAUGAAAGAUGAUGUUAGUUUUGAUCAGAGAUGGUUUUCCUGGAUACAGAAAGAAGGAUUAUCUUAAUAAGUUAACAAUGCAAAUUAAAUUGAAAAAAAAAUUG
Molecule: messenger RNA, 1013 nt
Organism: Mytilus californianus (California mussel)
Lineage: Eukaryota; Metazoa; Mollusca; Bivalvia; Mytilida; Mytilidae
Exons: 11
Coding region: 110-976 (288 amino acids)
Molecular function (GO): protein binding
Source: RefSeq, a predicted model, not a curated record